Molecule: messenger RNA, 2409 nt
Organism: Centrocercus urophasianus (Greater sage-grouse)
Lineage: Eukaryota; Metazoa; Chordata; Aves; Galliformes; Phasianidae
Gene: CDH22
Product: cadherin 22
Exons: 11
Coding region: 1-2409 (802 amino acids)
Biological process (GO): cell-cell junction assembly; multicellular organism development; calcium-dependent cell-cell adhesion
Cellular component (GO): adherens junction; catenin complex; plasma membrane
Molecular function (GO): calcium ion binding; cadherin binding
Source: RefSeq, a predicted model, not a curated record
AUGGCAAAGGGUCUGCAGGGCUGCUGCUGGACCAUGCUGCUGCUGCUCUGUGCCAUCCAGGAGCUGGGGGCCUGGGCCGUGCACACUGCGGCAGAGGGUCCUGACCUGGGGCAGCCAGGGGAUCCCACACUGCUGGCCAGCGGGCGAGUGAAGCGUGGCUGGGUCUGGAACCAAUUCUUUGUGGUGGAGGAGUACACGGGCACAGAGCCACUGUACGUGGGGAAGAUCCAUUCGGACUCGGAUGAGGGGGACGGCUCCAUCAAGUACACCAUCUCCGGGGAGGGCGCGGGGACCAUCUUCCUCAUCGACGAGAUCACAGGUGACAUCCACGCCACCGAACGCCUGGACCGGGAGCAGAAAACGUUCUACACACUGCGGGCUCAGGCCCGGGACAGGCAGACUGACCAGCUGCUGGAACCCGAGUCUGAGUUCAUCAUCAAAGUGCAGGACAUCAACGACAGCGAGCCACGCUUCCUGGAGGGGCCCUACAUCGGCAGCGUGGCUGAGCUGUCCCCCAUUGGCACCUCUGUGAUGCAGGUGAUGGCCUCCGAUGCCGACGACCCCACAUACGGGAGCAGCGCCCGCAUCGUCUACAGCGUGCUGGAGGGCGAGCAGCACUUCACCGUGGACAGCAAAACAGGUGUGAUCCGGACAGCUGUGGCUGACCUGGACCGUGAGACACAGGACCGGUACGAGGUGGUGAUCCGUGCCACGGACAUGGCGGGACAGCUGGGCGGGCUGUCCGGCUCCACCACCGUCACCAUCGUGGUCACUGAUGUCAAUGACAACCCACCACGCUUCCCACAGAAGAUGUAUCAGUUCAGCAUCGUAGAAACUGCCCCUGUAGGCACUGCCAUUGGGAGAGUCAAGGCAGAGGACUCUGAUGUCGGGGAGAACACCGACAUGACCUAUCAGAUGAAGGAUGAGGAAGGGGUGGAGAUGUUCAAAGUCACCACAGACAGCAAUACCCAGGAGGCUGUCAUCACCGUCCAGAAGCCUCUGGACUACGAGUCAAAAAAAGUGCACACCGUGGUGGUGGAGGCCCUGAACAAGUUUGUGGACCCACGGUUUGUAGACCUGGGCACCUUUCGGGACCAGACCAUCGUGCGGGUGUCUGUGCUGGACGUCGAUGAGCCCCCUGAGUUCUGGCCCCCUUCCAACACAAUGGAGGUCCAGGAGGAUGCUCACGUUGGCUCUAUCGUGGGGGUGGUCACCGCCCUCGAUCCGGACACAGCGAACCAUCCUGUGCGGUACGCCAUUGACCGCAGCACGGACACAGAGAGGAUCUUUGACAUUGAUGCCAACACGGGUGCCAUUGUGACAGGAAAGGUCCUGGACCGGGAGACGGCGGGGUGGCACAACAUCACCAUCCUGGCAAUGGAAGCAGAUAAUCAUUCGCAGGUGUCGAGAGCCUCUCUGCGCAUCCGCAUCCUGGAUGUGAAUGACAACCCUCCCGAGCUCGCCACCCCCUAUGAGGCUGCGGUGUGUGAGGACGCCAAGCCAGGCCAGCUGAUCCAGACAAUCAGCGUUGUGGACCGUGAUGAGCCUCAAGGUGGUCAUCGUUUCUACUUCACACUGGCACCUGAAGCCACCAACAACCACCACUUUUCUCUGCUGGAUGUUAAGGACAACACAGCUGCGGUGCACACGCAGAGAGUGGGCUUCAAUCGCCAGGAGCAGGACGUCUACCUGCUGCCCAUUUUGGUGGUGGACAGCGGCCCCCCGGCCCUCAGCAGCACAGGAACGCUGACCAUCCGGGUCUGUGGCUGUGACAGCACCGGGGCCAUCCAGUCCUGCAACAGCACUGCCUACGCCAUGUCAGCCACGCUGAGCCCCGGCGCCCUCAUCGCACUGCUGGUGUGCAUCCUCAUCCUGGUCGUGCUGGUGCUUCUGAUCCUCACGCUGAAGCGACACCACAAGAGCCACCUGACAUCCGAGGACGACGAGGACAUGAGGGACAAUGUCAUUAAAUACAACGACGAAGGAGGGGGCGAGCAGGACACGGAGGCUUACGACAUGUCCGCCCUGCGCAGCCUCUACGACUUCAGUGAGAUCAAAGGCGGGGACGGGGGCGGGGGGCCGGGAGAGGGAGGAAACCCGGCCUCUGAGCGCCAUGCCCUCCCGCAGUGGGUGCAGAGCCCGGACCUGGACUUCUCCGUGUUCAGAGACUACAUCUGCAGGAAGGUGGAGCAGGCGGACGAGGACCUCUCCGUGCCGCCCUAUGACUCGUUCCAGACCUACGCCUUCGAGGGCUCCGACUCUCCGGUUCCCUCGCUUAGCUCCAUCAACACGUGGUCCAGCGGCUCGGAGCAGGACUUCUCCUACCUGGGGGGCUGGGGGCCGCGGUUCCGGCAGUUGGCAGCGCUCUACGCGGGGCGCCGGGGCGAGGAGGACAGCGAGGAGUCCUAA